UUAGUAGAUAUCAAGGAAUUUUAAACAAAAGAAAACAAGAAACACAAACACUAUGGGCAGCGAGGAUAUAAACGUUCCACUGUUACAUGGUGAAGAACCAGAUAUAGACGAAAUCAAGAAUUUUGGUCAUUUCUGUAAAGAAGCUAAGAUCGAGAACAGAAAGAUAUGGAGCUUAGCUGCACCUUGCAUCUUUACUGCGGUUGCUCAAUACUCACUUGGAGGAUUAACACAAGUGUUUGCCGGACAACUUACUACACUCGAACUCGAUGCUGUUUCUACUGAGAACAUGGUCAUUGCUGGACUAGCUUUUGGAAUUAUGUUAGGAAUGGGGAGUGCAUUAGAAACCUUAUGUGGGCAAGCUUUUGGAGCAGGACAAUUACAUAUGUUAGGAGUGUAUAUGCAACGUUCAUGGGUCAUACUCAACGCAAUGUGUAUAUGUUUGUUACCAAUCUACAUUUGGGCAGAGCCAAUCUUGAAAUUCUUCGGACAAAAUGAUGAAAUUGCAGCCUUAGCUGGGAGGUUUUCGCUAUACAUGAUUCCUCAAUUGUUUGCAUACGGCUUUAAUUUUCCGAUACAGAAAUUCUUACAAUCACAAAGCAAGAUUAUGGCCAUGGCUUGGAUAUCUGCAGGAGCAGUUGUUUUCCAUGUUUUCUUGUUGUGGUUACUUUUAGUGAAGUUAGAAAUGGGGUUGCCUGGCGCAGCUAUUGCUCUUAAUACAUCUUGGUGGCUUGUGGUUCUGGGUCAAUUUGCUUACAUUUAUUUGGGUUAUUGUCCUGGUGCUUGGACUGGUUUCACUACGAGUGCAUUUCGUGAAUUGGGUGCAUUUGCAAGGCUAUCUAUUGCUUCAGCCAUCAUGAUGUGUCUUGAAUUCUGGUAUUACAUGCUCCUCGUCGUGUUGGCUGGACAAUUGGAGAACCCUCAAGUUGCAGUUGCUGCCAUAUCCAUCUGCACCAACCUCAACGGAUGGGAGAUUAUGAUUUUCUUAGGGUUCAAUGCUGCAAUCAGUGUGAGGAUCUCAAACGAACUUGGAGCAGGAAGACCAAGAGCAGCGAAAUUCUCCAUAUUAAUCGUUGUAAUGUCAGCAUUGAUUAUUGGGAUAUUCUUCUUUGCCUUAGUUUUGGGUCUGAGAAAUGUAUAUGCUCUACCAUUUACAACCAGCCCUGUAGUUGCAAAUGCUGUCUCUAAUCUUGCCGUAAUCUUCGCUUUCACCUUGUUACUCAACAGUGUACAACCAGUCUUAACAGGUGUGGCUGUUGGAGCUGGUUGGCAGUGGUUGGUAGCUUACGUUAACCUUGCAUGUUAUUACAUUGUUGGUCUUCCUCUAGGAUUUUUACUUGGAAAAUAUUUCGAUUUGGGAGUUAAGGGAGUAUGGACUGGAAUGGUCAGUGGAGUGGGUUUGCAAACCAUAAUCCUACUUAUCAUCACUCUGAAAACAAAUUGGAGCAAAGAGGCUUCGCUAGCAGAUUCCAGGAUCAAACAAUGGGGUGGAUCCAUAGAUGCCCCAGAGGAAGUUACUAAAACUAAUGGUAAAUCAUCCCACGGCGAAGUUUAGACUUGAGAUGAUUUAACAUAGAAGAUCGCGGUCGUCAGAAUGGUUGUUGGCACUAGAAAAGCAUAUCAAUGGAUCAACUGAGGCUUUAUGGUUUCAGAAAUGUUUGUUUGUCUACGAUUCGAAAAAGAGAAUUUGUAAGAAGUAACUAGUGCCUGGAGAGCUUCUUACAAUGGAAGCCUCUUGAUUCAUUUUGUUCAUUAAAUGAUUGUUGUAGACAGUGGAGGGAAACAAGAUAAAUGACAAGGAAUUUUCAAUGCUUGAAGUGCUAAUUAUGUUGUUAGAU
This is a messenger RNA of Papaver somniferum (opium poppy), 1835 nucleotides long. Its product is annotated as protein DETOXIFICATION 33-like. Lineage: Eukaryota; Viridiplantae; Streptophyta; Magnoliopsida; Ranunculales; Papaveraceae. The coding region runs from base 53 to 1552 and encodes 499 amino acids. Gene Ontology annotation, molecular function: xenobiotic transmembrane transporter activity; antiporter activity. The record is from RefSeq and is a predicted model, not a curated record. Gene Ontology annotation, cellular component: membrane. Gene Ontology annotation, biological process: xenobiotic detoxification by transmembrane export across the plasma membrane. The transcript is spliced from 7 exons.